CAUGACUGGGUUUCUUCUUCCCUUCCUCCACACACACUCAUCCUUGUAACGCACCCUUUGCAGCUGCAGCCAAGUUCUAUGAAGGAAUAAGGAGUUGGUAUAUCAGUGUGUGAAUCUGCAACAGGUAGGAUUUGUGGCGUGGCUGUCGUAAAUAUAAACCAGGCUGCGUGAUAAACACCUUCGGAUCCGUUAUUUGACGCGUGGACUGAGUGAGAUGAGCUGCGCACGGACAUCUGCACAGAAGUUAAUGGAUUUCCGCUCGAUGCUUGUGGGAGAUUAAUUUAAUUCAAGAAGUGCGCUCCAUCCCUAUCAGGCUAUGAUUCAUUUUGGGAUUAUCUGAAAUGGCGAGGACACCAUCCAUCCACGGAAAAAGAAUGAUGCGUUUCAGAAUACUGGCUUUAAUGCUUCUGCAAGGUGUUUUGAGGUGCGAUGCAGGGGCCAUUUCCGAGGUCAAAGCAGGAGUUGUGUCCGACAGCAGCAGCAGCAGCAGCAGUGGCAGCAGGGGUUUUGGCUUCGGGGGAUCUGCGGGUUUACAGUGGUCUAAAACAAUGGAGACAAAAUCCAGACCAAAGCGCUGCACCUGCUAUUCCUACAUGGAUAGAGAGUGUGUCUACUACUGCCACUUGGACAUCAUCUGGAUCAAUACACCUGAACGUACGGUGCCCUAUGGAAUGUCGAGCUACCAGGGAUCCCAGCGGAUCAGACGAGCUGUAGGGAGGCAAAAUGAGAGGGCGAAGAGUCAGCGCUGCCUCUGUGCUGUGGUCGACGCAGACCCAGAGUGCACUGAUUUUUGUCUGUCAAGGCCGCUGCAGAGUCCUCCAUCCAGGAGUCUCCACAGAGUCCUUGGUCCAGGAUGACGGUCUUCUGCUUCUUGGCCUUCUGCUUCUUUUCGCGGGUUAACGGACCCCCCCCCCCCCCCCUUCCUCUUUGGCUACUUCACUCUCCGAUUGGCAUACUCGCCCCAGGUACUCUCACAUUCAAGGAAAGAUCUUUGGAGUUCGACAUUGCCGACAUUCCUCACCAUCAUAAUUCUUGGAGCAAGUUCCAUCAGGCCAGGUGGUUCCAAGAGCUCUUCAGCAAAUUUGAUACAGAUCCCUGGAGGCUAUCACUCUGUUGUUCCCCCCCUGAACGCAGCAUGAGGAUUACUUUCACUGCCAUAUAAUAGUCAAUGACUUUGCUUCUGACAGGCUUAAUCAGGCAAACCCUUUGUAUUCAUACUCAGUUACUGCGUGUUGCGGACUAUACCUGAUUCUGAAUGUUUUCCGAAACAAUGACGAGCAUGUAUCUGACUUUUAACGGACCAACCGGCACGUUUCUGUCAAAGUCUAGGAGUGUAUAAAGGAGCCGUGGAAAGACAUGGAGAGUAGGAGCGAGGCAUGAUGAAAUGUGUUGUCUUCAAGCAGAUAAAGACACACACUUUUCACUAUCUGUGGUACGGGGUAUACUAUUAUUGCUUUUGUUUAUUAAAUUAAAGUCAUAAAGGUAAGCGCACACACUUUUGACAGCUCAUUUACACCAAUUAUUUGAGCACAUGUAGCAUUUUGUAAGUAAAAUAUAAUCGACAGACUAACUAUGUACACGAUGCAUGUGAUCGUUUGUGUCAAAUCUAAACCUGAAACGUCUAUUAAUGGGGUUACAAAAUUGGAUAAAUACAUCCUGAGUUCAGACAAGUCUGAGCUCGAUCAGAUCAUUGGGACUUCAGAAAAGUGUCAAAAAUAUGCAUAACAUUGCAAACAACAUCUAAUGUGGCAUUGGAUUGGUUACAUGAGGACUUUUAAUGCAGAGGUGUGAACUGGAACAUGAUCAGACUGUCUAUAUAUGCCCUUAAACUAAAUGAAGCAACCGAAAACAGUCAACUUGUCCAGUCUUGAAGGUUCAGCGUGUAAGACUUGUGGGCAUUCAAUUGCAGAAACAGAAUUUAAUUUUUAUAAUUAUGUUUUAAUUAGUGUACCAUGACCUGAAAGUGUUCCCCACAGUCAGACUAGUUCUUAACCCUAUAACGCUGAACAUAUCAUAUUUGAUACAUGAGUUUUGAAGCCCUCUACAUGAUAAGUGUGAUAUUUUUUUUGUCUUGAAA
Messenger RNA from Sphaeramia orbicularis (orbiculate cardinalfish), 2077 nucleotides. RefSeq names its product endothelin 3b (gene edn3b). Gene Ontology annotation, biological process: regulation of vasoconstriction; intracellular calcium ion homeostasis; regulation of systemic arterial blood pressure by endothelin. The coding region runs from base 342 to 857 and encodes 171 amino acids. Gene Ontology annotation, cellular component: extracellular region. The transcript is spliced from 4 exons. The record is from RefSeq and is a predicted model, not a curated record. Lineage: Eukaryota; Metazoa; Chordata; Actinopteri; Kurtiformes; Apogonidae. Gene Ontology annotation, molecular function: hormone activity; endothelin B receptor binding.